Planococcus citri (citrus mealybug) is the source of this 1878-nucleotide messenger RNA. Its product is annotated as UDP-glycosyltransferase UGT5-like. NCBI's taxonomy places the organism in Eukaryota, Metazoa, Arthropoda, Insecta, Hemiptera, Pseudococcidae. Gene Ontology annotation, molecular function: UDP-glycosyltransferase activity. Bases 275 to 1852 code for a protein of 525 amino acids. The record is from RefSeq and is a predicted model, not a curated record. The transcript is spliced from 4 exons.
UAUUUUUUUAUGUCAAUGUUACCUAUAAUGGUGUUUGUCAUUUCGAGUUAACAACAAUAACUACGUUAUGUACCUACCUCAAGGGUGUCUAUUCCCGGAGUUUCGAGCGAAUUCGAAGAAUUUCUUCGAUAUGUAAGAAAAAUACUCGCGUGAAUAGUUCUUCAUGCAUUGUAUGUACCUAAUAAUUGAUUUUAUUCAAUACAUAAACCCAAUCUGCGCGUAUCAGUGCUCAUAAUAAAUGUAGGUAUUGCAAAAGUGGUGUAAAAAUUCGAUUAUGAGAAAGUCCAUCAUUGCAACUUUACUGUUAUCAUGUUUAUUAAGUCGUGGGAUAAAUUCAUCCAACAUUUUAGGACUAUUCUUUAUGCCAGCUCCGAGUCAUUACGCCUUCGUCAGACCACUACUGAACGAAUUAACUAAUCGAGGACACAAUUUAACCGUAUUCACGGUAUUCGCUGACCAAAAAUUGGCAAAUUAUCGUGAAAUCCACGUCGUCGAAGGAUUCCUACCAGUUGUACUGAAGGAGAACUCACUGGGUGAAACUUUAAAAGAAAUAUCUUCCUUUGAAUUAUUGAAAAAUGUAAUCUUUAAAAUGAUCCCUAAGUUGAAACAAAUGCAGCAAAAUGAACGUAUAAUGGAACUGGUCAAUUCAACCGAUCACUACGAUUUAAUUUUAACCGAUAUCGUUCAUGCUGAAUGGUAUACCGCGUUUGCAUUCAAGUUCACAGCGCCUAUGAUUAAUAUUUAUCCUAAUUUUAUUUUCCCUUGGUUUGCCAAUUACAUUGGGGCUGGGUUUCAUCCUGCUUUUGUGCCCAUUUUAAGUACUGGGGUGUCUUUCGAGAUGUCAUUUUGGGAAAGAUUGCAUAAUACGAUUGUGUACAUGGUGUGGAUGACUGUUGGACAGUAUUAUUCUACCAUACCUUCGGAGGAAUUGGCUAGGCAACUUUUUGGUCAGAUUCCACCGUUGACGGAGAUUGUGAAGAAUACUAGUAUGACUUUUAUCAAUACGUAUCCGCCGAAUUAUCCGUCUUGGGCGUUGCCUCCUCAUGUGGUUCAAGUUGGUGGAAUGAAUAUUGCUCCUGUUGAAAAACUUCCUGAGAAUUUGGAAAAAUUCAUCGGCGAAUCAGAAAAUGGAGUUAUAGUUUUCUCCAUGGGAUCUCUAUUCAAAGGCUCCAUCCAUCCUAAAAAACUGGAAGCAUUCUUGUAUGCGUUUUCCAAGAUACCUUAUCAUGUGCUGUGGAAAUGGGAUGGGAAAGUUUCGCCCCAAAUAAGCAGUAAUAUUAUGCUUUCUAAGUGGUUGCCUCAACGUGAUAUUUUGGCUCAUCCAAAAGUAAAAUUACUGAUAUCCCAAGGAGGGCUAUUGAGCAUUAAUGAAGCGAUCUACGAAGGUGUACCAAUCCUAGGAAUGCCCAUUUUUGGUGACCAGAGAACCAAUAUUAAAUUUCUGGUAACCAAUGGUGACGCUGAACUUCUCGAAUACAAUGAAAUUACCAAAGAAAUAGUUUUGGAAAAAAUUCAAAAACUGUUGUACGAUCCUAAGUACAAAACGAAUGCUGGACUUUUAUCGGACGUGUUUCGUGAUCGUCCAAUGUCUCCAUUAGAUACUGCCAUAUACUGGACCGAGUAUGUUAUUAGACACAAUGGAGCUCAUCAUUUGAGAACUGCAGCGGUGGAUUUGUCCUGGUGCCAGUUCCUACUUUUGGAUGUUAUUGUCUUCUUAUUAGCUGUUUUUAGUAGUGUCUUGGUGAUCGUCUAUUGUGCUAUGAAGUCGAGUUUGAGAUUUGUACGUAGAUUCGUGUGCAGUAAAAACAGCCCUUAUUCGAAUUCGAAGAAAAAAUAUGUAAAACACGAUUAAGACAUCGAACAAAACGUCUUGUUUUU